AAAUUUCCAGCGUAUCCGUAAUUUCCGGGCGAAAACGGCGAAAAAGAAACGUCAACGCGUGCCGUCUCUUUCAGGUUCUUUUUCCGGUCGGCCAUCAGUGCCAGUGAAACACAUUUCACUAAAGCCAAAAUGGGUAAGAUUAUGAAAACUGGAAAGGUGGUACUCGUCCUCGGUGGACGGUACGCCGGUCGCAAGGCCAUCAUCAUGAAGACGUUCGAUGACGGUACAUCGGACAAGCAGUUCGGCCAGGCCCUGGUUGCCGGUAUCGACCGCUACCCACGUCGCGUGACGCGAACGAUGAGCAAGGACCGCAUCCACAAGCGUUGCAAGAUCAAGCCAUUCAUCAAGAUGCUGAACUACAACCAUCUGAUGCCGACGCGUUACAGCGUGCCGGACGUGAGCCUGGACAGCAAAUACAGCGCGGCCGACAUGAAGGAUCCGGCCAAGCGGAAGAAGGCUCGCAACCAGAUCCGUUGCAAGUUCGAGGAGCGACACAAGACCGGCAAGAACAAGUGGUUCUUCCAGAAGCUCCGUUUCUAAGCCUACUACUCCU
Molecule: messenger RNA, 553 nt
Organism: Anopheles maculipalpis
Lineage: Eukaryota; Metazoa; Arthropoda; Insecta; Diptera; Culicidae
Gene: RpL27
Product: 60S ribosomal protein L27
Exons: 3
Coding region: 130-540 (136 amino acids)
Biological process (GO): translation
Cellular component (GO): ribosome; cytosolic large ribosomal subunit
Molecular function (GO): structural constituent of ribosome
Source: RefSeq, a predicted model, not a curated record